Molecule: messenger RNA, 4041 nt
Organism: Taeniopygia guttata (zebra finch)
Lineage: Eukaryota; Metazoa; Chordata; Aves; Passeriformes; Estrildidae
Product: protein spire homolog 1
Biological process (GO): actin filament polymerization; actin nucleation; cleavage furrow formation
Cellular component (GO): cell cortex; cytoplasmic vesicle membrane
Molecular function (GO): microtubule binding; actin binding
Source: RefSeq, a predicted model, not a curated record
AUGCCCGGAGCCUGUUCUCCACUGUGUGCCUCGGGAGCUGUGGCCGUGGUGAGCCAGCGCAGCAGCAGCAGUGGGGCGGUGCAGGGGUGUUCUAGGGAUGACCCCAGUCCCCAGCCCUCAGCUGUGCCCUCCCGUGUCACACACAGCCCCCAAAGCGCUGAAAAAGCCGCGGCAUCGGCUUCACAGCUGGAGCAAUUCAUAUCCAGACCAGACGAUAAGAGUCUGAGAUGCACCGGGGAGGGUUCAGAUGUUGGCAACAUUCAGCAGUCAGAGGACAAGCUGUUGGAGUACUUGGGAAGGGUGAUCUAUGAAGCCCUGGACUGGGGAAUCAACAGCCAAAUGGAGCGAGAACUGAGCGAUCCUUUGGAGAAACUGCUGUGGCUCAUGUUGAAGCUGGAUGACAAGGCAACAAAACCACCAGUCGCCCUGCAGGAUGUUAUCAAGGUCUGUGAGGAGCACUUGUCCAAGCCUUCUGAGGCUACCAGCCAUUAUGAAAGGACCUGUAGGAACCUGUUUAUUGAAUAUAUGGAACUACAGGAGCUUGUGACCUUCAUCCAGACUUCCAAAGAGAGACUGAGAAAAAUGGAUAUGGAAUAUUGGAUGGAAAAUCCCAUGAAAAAGAAGAAAGCCCAAGAUGCAUCUCUGGGGCCCAGUGUCAUCUGUGAGCUGCAGGCUGGUGUGAGGCUGCGCAAGGUUGCUGAGCAACCACGGUGUUGCACAUCUCCAAAGGAACAGAUUCGCUCUCCCUAUGAGCUGCUUUUGGAUGACAUUCAGCACAAGAGGUACACCCUGCGGAAGGUGACCAUCAAGCAAAAGCAUGAGGCCCCCAAAGUUGAGGUAGCUGCUCUCAAGUCUCAUCUAAAGCCGAUGUUGAAGGUGCAGCUGAAACAGUGUGUGCCACAGGAGCCCAGGUGUCAUGAACAGCUCAUGGAGGAAAUAAAACAGCCACUGAAGGUUUGGGCAGCAGCAACAGCACAGGAAAAGAGGGGCAGUCUCAAAGAAACGCUUGUGGCAUCAAAUACUGCCUUGAACUCUCCAAGCGACAAUUUCUUACAUCUCCAAGAUGCCAGUACUGAGUUUAAAACUGCCAACACUAAAACACAGCAGCUGGGAGCAGGAGCUGAGAUUAUGAACAUCCUGUCCUCUGGUCAACAGGAAACCACUCCCAAGCUGCCUGCCAGCACCUGCCUUUCCUCCACCAGGCCAUCCUGCAUCAGCACAGGUCUUGCUGCAAAUUGCACUCCCCCCAUGAGUGCACCCACACCAGGAGACAUUAAACCUAAGUGUUUCCUGAGCACUGGCCAACAGCAGCUGCCUCCUUACAGAGGAAGGUCCAAAUCUUUAGAGAGAGGCCUUCAAAGCAAGAAACUUGACUGUCCCUUUCCUACCAAGUGUCCAUCACCAACCAUUGCUGAGCUGAUUGCAACUAGAUAUGCAAUGAUGGUGCUUGAAGUGCAAGGCCUCUUCCAAGGAGGUAGUGAUGGUGUCUUUCUAAGACCAGAGAUCUGUUUCAGCUGCCAUAAGCAGAUGUUUCUUAAAUGGCCUUACAAAUGUUACCUCUGCAGCAGGUUUGUCUGCUGUGACUGCUGUAUUAAGAUGUCCGUGCCCUUCAGAACAUGUGUACAUCUCCCACUUCAAUUCCUAAGAUUUUUGAGACUGUCGGGAGAGGAGGAUCCAGCUACUCAGGAACAGAAGAGCUCCAAGUUGCUACAUGAAAUAGAGCACCAGCAGUAUUUUGGUGUACCUGUUGUUUUGGAGCCCCGUGGCCUAGCACAGCCCCUGUGCUGUUACACAGGGACCAUGGCAAACUGGCUGACUGCAGACAUCUGUACAUGGUGUGAGCAAUAUCUGUUGAAUGUGACUUCCAGUCAACAGCACAGCAUCCCUCUCAGGAGAUUUUCCUGGUCUUGAACCAAACUGGAAUGAUUCUACCAUACAUUUCUCCUGUCACUUCUUACGUACCUGAAAUAAAUCAAACAGCUUUAUGCACCUACUGAUGUAAAGGCCUGAAUGAAAGGCCUCUCUGCUAGUUAGUCUAAGCAGGAAGCACAGUUAGCAUUUCUGUACUGUGAAGUAUUCUAAAGCUUUGUGAGGUUUAAAACUGUUGUAAUUCUUUUUGUGUCUUGGUGAAAAUAAAUGUUGAAGUAUUAUCAUGCUUCUAGCAUUUCUUUCUUUUCACCUGCAGCUGUCAUUGUUCCGUGGCACUUUUUGCAUUCAUUGCUGAGCAGACUUCAUCCAAUGUACUGAUCACAGGGAAACUUUUAACCAAAAAACCUCAUUUGUGAGAGGCUUGGAAAGUGGAGCUCUCAGUUAUGUGAUCACAUCACCAUGCAUUUUGCAUACACUCCUUCCUUACUACUCAUAGCACUUAAAGCUCAUGGCUUUGCUGCAUGUAAAAUGGCAGUGACAGCUGCUCUGUCCACUUGCAUUAGGAAGCUUGUUUUGAUUUUUUUUCUUUGCACUAUCAUGCUUUGGCACCAGAGCUUUCUGUGCAUCUCACAGAAGUAGCUCUUAAUGCUGUCCUCACCUGAAGGGCAGAGAGUUGUUUUUGAGAGAUUCUUGCUCAUUGCCUUGGCCUUAAGCCUUUGCCCUGGAAUAAACUGGACUAUUGCAAUAUUCCAUAGAUUUUGAUGUAUGUUUAAAACAAAAAAUGAGAUAUUGGAUACUAGGUUUAUUUAUCCCCAGGAAUUGCCUGUAUGGAAUGGCCUGAUGGAGUUUGCCUUGGUGAGUUUUGCAGGGCCUGGAUCGACCGUGUUGAAUGGACUUGUAGCUGGAAUGAGUCAUGCUGAAGAAAAUGACGGCUGGGAAGGGCCAGUUCUAGAUAGAGGAGAAGGGAAGAAAGCCAUGUUUAAGCUGAGCCCAAAGUCUGCAUCUGAACUGCCAGAAGGGUCAAUACCUCCAGCUGACUUGCAGUGGCCUGAUUCUGCUUCCUCCCAGCUGCCUGUCUGCAAGCUCAUGCCUCCUUGCAGGUUUGGGCAAGCUCUGCAAGUAAAUGAAUGUGGGGAACUUGGAGCUUGAGCUUCCUUUUGGGGCAAGUUCAAGUGUUCCUCUUCCUUCAGUCAAUUAGAAGGGGUGCAGCCUGCCUGCCCAGGUCCCCCCCUCUAUGUGCUGGUGCUGCUGGGAGGCGCAUCCUUAUCAGGCAGGUGGGCUCCUUGCAGGCUGCAGGGAAUGGCAGCCACGCCACAGGUGCGCUUGCUGGCACCAUGGGCACAGUGUGGGGCCAGGGGCAUGAGGCGCUCCGAUAUGCAUGCUGAGUGGUGCAGUUUAGGGAGCCAGAAAUGAGCUGAGAUCAGCCUGCUUUGAGUCAUGCGUAAAGCCAAAAUGCAGCAGCAGGGAGACGAGGUAUCCGUAUGACACUGAGGCAGACUUGAGUUCACCUGGGGGGCAAAGGUAGUUCUUGGUUCUGUCUCUUGCACAUCUGUUGUGGGGUCACAUGGGCUUGUUUCACUGCCUUGCCCUGCUUGGUGACCAUGACGGGGGUAAUGAAAUGCCCUCACUUGCAGAACACACAGGUAAAGGUGGGGGGGGGGGAGUUUGUGCUAAGGGGCAGCCUGACCUUCCCUGCUCUAGCAUGCUCCUGGGAUAGCCCCUGUCCCCAUCCUUCCUCCCAAGGACGGCGGUUGCGGUGCCGCGGGACAGUGGCAGCACAGCCUGUGUCCCCUGGGCCCGAGGGACAGCGGCCCAGCCGCGACACUCCUGUCCGCCAGGGGGCAGCCGCGGGCCGCAAAGCGGGGCUACCUCAAAAGUGACAGAUUUACCUCAAAAAUAACAGCGAUUUACUGUGAGUUUGCGGGUUUUACGUUGGGUAACUUCUUGAGGGUUAUUUUGGUAGGGGGAAAUCUUCUUGAAGUAGUUUUUUGUUAGCGAAAGUAGAUGUACAGGACUUUUUUGGUCUUUAGGUUUUUGUUUUAUUGUUAUUUUAUUAUGACUUUAGUAUACUGUUUGUGUCUAGAUUUUGUAUGUGUGAAAACAGUACAAAAAUGGUCAACAAAUUUGUGUUGUAAGGUUUUUUUAAGUUUAAUUAAAAACUAAUAUAUUUAA